Molecule: messenger RNA, 1100 nt
Organism: Culicoides brevitarsis
Lineage: Eukaryota; Metazoa; Arthropoda; Insecta; Diptera; Ceratopogonidae
Gene: Rpn11
Product: 26S proteasome non-ATPase regulatory subunit 14
Exons: 3
Coding region: 109-1044 (311 amino acids)
Biological process (GO): protein deubiquitination; proteasome-mediated ubiquitin-dependent protein catabolic process
Cellular component (GO): proteasome regulatory particle, lid subcomplex
Molecular function (GO): metallopeptidase activity; proteasome binding; protein binding
Source: RefSeq, a predicted model, not a curated record
AAAUUCAUUGUAUGACAUUGCAUUUUUAGCGGUGUAUAAUUCAGAGACAAAGUUUUCCCCUAAAAUUUGAGUUGUUUUUCGCGAAAUCAAACACAAAACCACACAAAAAUGGACAGAUUACUGAGAUUGGGAGGCGCCAUGCCCGGAUUAAGCCAAGCACCGCAGCCAAAUGACGCUCCAGUCGUCGAUACAGCCGAGCAAGUUUACAUUUCCUCCUUGGCUCUCUUGAAAAUGCUGAAACACGGGCGAGCUGGAGUCCCCAUGGAAGUUAUGGGCCUCAUGUUGGGUGAAUUCGUUGACGAUUACACUGUGCAAGUCAUCGAUGUCUUCGCCAUGCCCCAAACAGGUACCGGAGUCUCUGUCGAAGCUGUCGAUCCGGUAUUUCAAGCGAAAAUGUUGGAUAUGUUGAAGCAAACGGGACGUCCCGAAAUGGUAGUUGGAUGGUACCAUUCCCAUCCGGGUUUCGGUUGUUGGUUAUCUGGCGUCGACAUCAAUACGCAGCAAUCGUUCGAGGCGUUGAGUGAACGUGCCGUCGCCGUUGUCGUCGAUCCCAUCCAGUCGGUCAAGGGAAAAGUCGUUAUUGACGCCUUUCGCUUAAUUAACCCGAAUAUGCUCGUGUUGGGACAAGAACCGCGACAAACAACGUCGAAUUUGGGACAUUUACAAAAGCCUUCCGUGCAAGCGUUGAUUCACGGCUUGAACAGACACUAUUAUUCCAUCAGCAUCAAUUAUCGCAAGAACGAGCUGGAACAAAAAAUGUUGCUUAAUUUGCACAAAAAGACCUGGAUGGAUGGUCUCAUGUUGGCAGAUUAUCAAGAACAUUGCAGCGUUAACGAAACGACAGUCGCUGAGAUGUUGGAAUUGGCGAAGAAUUACAAUAAGUCCUUGGAAGAUGAGGAAAAAAUGACGUCAGAACAGCUCGCCAUCAAGAAUGUCGGAAAACAGGACCCGAAACGUCAUUUGGAGGAAAAAGUGGACAAAGUUAUGAGCAACAACAUCGUUCAAUGUCUCGGUGCAAUGCUCGACACUGUCGUAUUUAAAUAAGAAAUGUAACUUUUUUUUUCGUUUGAAAAUAAAUCCUCUCAAUUUAAUUAUUCUUA